Toxorhynchites rutilus septentrionalis is the source of this 1522-nucleotide messenger RNA. Its product is annotated as ATP synthase subunit b. NCBI's taxonomy places the organism in Eukaryota, Metazoa, Arthropoda, Insecta, Diptera, Culicidae. The coding region runs from base 379 to 948 and encodes 189 amino acids. The record is from RefSeq and is a predicted model, not a curated record. The transcript is spliced from 6 exons.
GUAGUAUUGCGAGCCAGCAUUGGAACGCAGUAUAUCGCAAGACUUCAUCGCCACUAGUUUCGAAUUCUGCCCGUUGGAAUCUCUACAGUUGACCGCGUGUGUUCGUGUGUGUUCGUGACGAGAGUGACGCAGUGCCGUAGUGGAAGAGGAAGGAGCAGCCCCGAGUUGGUAGCCAAAAGUGAGAUCAUUCUUCGCUCAUCCGUACUUUGGAACGCCGAUAAAUUGUGCUGCAGUAGUGACAACUGUUGGUGGAAAAACGGACAAGUAAUACUAAGAAAAAGCUAGGUCAUUUGGAGGCCAGACAUCGGGCGCCUCCCCAGAUCGAUUGUGUUAUAGCAGGACUAUUUGACCGGAAGGAAGUUCCAACCAGAAGACAUCAUGUUCAGCGGAUUCACAGGAGGAGCAAAAUCUUCGCUCAAAAACCUUGGCAGCAAGGCCGAGAGUCUCUUCGAGAAAAAGAAGAAGGAAACCUCGGAAAUGGCCGUUGAGAAAGCCGCCACAGCACAGAAUUUGGCCGAGGAGCAGGUGAAGAAAACGCAGGAAGCGUUCGAACAGACCAAGCAGGAGUCCGAAAAGCUAGCCAACGAUACGGCAUCCGCGGUUGAGGACGCCAAACAGAAGGCAUCUGCCGUAGCAGAUGAGACUGAAAAGGCUGCCGGUACUCUAAUGGAUCACGCCAAGCAGGCCGCCGAGAAUGCUGCCCAGGAAUCCGCCAAAGUAAUUGAACAGGCCGCUGAGGAACAGAUGAAGGUGGCCGAAGAGAAGGCAGAUGAAGCUAUCAAAGUGUUAAAUGAUGAAGCUGACAAGAAGCUGCAGGAUGCAAAUCAAUACGCGGAUGGAAAACGAGGAGAGGUUGUUCAGACCAUCAAGGAGACCGUUGGCAAGGCACAGGAUUCGGCAACAUCCACCGCAACUAAUCUUCUAGGAAAAAUGCACAUUGGAAAGUAAGAUCUGUGACCCGCCCCCUGUUUUUGGAUAAGAGUUUUACGAACAACAAGUACCGAUGAUGUACACGAUAAAUGUUUCUGAGUCUCCAACGAUGAUAUUAUAAUAGUAGUAGCUUUAAAGUUUAAGAAAUAAGCAUGUUUACUAUUGAGAGCAUUGUAAUCAACAGUUUGUUGUAAGCUACAUAAUCAAAAAAAAAACUGUUAUACCACACGACAGAUAUUGCGGCGCACACACUCAAAUUUUAACGCUUAUACAAGUUCAAAGCAGAACGGCCUUGCUACGCGAAUCUCACAAAUGAAAAUACCGUGAUGCAGAAGAUAUAUAAAACGAAAAUGUCCUUUAUGAAGCGGAAACGCGAUUGCCUCAACAUUUUUUUUGACUAGUCCAUACAAUGAACAAAACCGUAGGAAAGGUUUGUAGUGUGUUUUUUUUACCUUUUUAAACAAUAUAAAUACAUAUGAAGAAACAAACAAUUAUAACUGAGGCUUCUCGGGCAAAAUUUACUUUUUAAAAUAUUAUACAGAUUAGCACAAUCGAAAAAAAAAGAUGUCAAUAAAUGUUCUAAAAAAUCUAA